Molecule: messenger RNA, 7556 nt
Organism: Leptidea sinapis
Lineage: Eukaryota; Metazoa; Arthropoda; Insecta; Lepidoptera; Pieridae
Gene: scalloped
Product: transcriptional enhancer factor TEF-1
Exons: 12
Coding region: 402-1718 (438 amino acids)
Biological process (GO): embryonic organ development; regulation of transcription by RNA polymerase II; hippo signaling
Cellular component (GO): transcription regulator complex
Molecular function (GO): RNA polymerase II cis-regulatory region sequence-specific DNA binding; DNA-binding transcription factor activity, RNA polymerase II-specific
Source: RefSeq, a predicted model, not a curated record
CGGAAAGCUCCCUAGGGCACAAAGUGUUCUCAAGGUGUUUUUGUGUUGUUAAAUUUGCUCGAGUGUGCUUACUGAGAUGGCGCAAUUUUCGAAAGACGCGUUAUGGAAUGGUUCAGUGCGGUCCGUGAUACACUUCAGUCGAGUUGGUAGCUUUAUGCGAUUUGACGUAUUCCGCGCGCGGUGAUGCUGAUGACACUUGUAAGGUUAAUUUAUGAAAUGUCAAAUACUUUCCAUGUAAUUCGCGAGUGAAUUUAUAACGAACUGACUGUGUGCUAAUGAUACUAAUGCAGUGAUAGUUAUUAUCUAGUGUAAUGGACUGUUACUAUACGAAGUUUUUUCCAAGACGUAAGUGACAAAUGCGACUGUUAGUGUUAGUGCGGUGAUCGUUACAUCCAUGAGUCAUGAUGCACCCAGCUGGAUACUAUGCGAACCUUGCCGGCACCAUUGCGUCCCCGUGGAGCACAGCGGCAGGCGCGCCCGAUACCAACGGAGCCGCCGCCGACGCCAAGCAUCUCGACGUCGGCGAUGCCAGCGAUGAUGAGAAGGAUAUGUCAGCGGCGGAUGCGGAGGGUGUUUGGAGUCCAGACAUCGAGCAGAGCUUCCAGGAGGCGCUGGCGAUAUACCCUCCCUGUGGACGGCGGAAAAUUAUACUCUCGGACGAGGGCAAGAUGUACGGAAGAAACGAACUUAUAGCAAGAUAUAUAAAAUUAAGAACAGGCAAAACGCGCACAAGGAAACAAGUCUCGUCACACAUACAAGUACUAGCCAGGCGGAAACUAAGAGAAAUUCAAGCUAAACUUAAAGUGGACGGUGGUGUGAUGAAAGAGAAGGCGAUGCAGUCAAUGAGCACACUAUCUAGCGCUCAAAUAGUGGCCAGUUUGCCUCACCCGGCGUACCAUCACACGCAAUUCUGGCAGCCAGGUCUACAAGCUGGUACGUCACAAGAUGUAAAGCCGUUUCCCGGCGCGGGCUACAAGGGCGUCCCGGGAGUAGGUGGAGUGGUCCCGGGCGGCACGGAUGUCGCCCCCCCUCCUCCAUGGGAAGGUCGCGCCAUCGCCACACAUAAACUUCGCCUCGUCGAGUUCUCUGCCUUCGUGGAACACCCCAGAGAUCCAGACACGUAUCCACCCAGUACGUCGCCCGCGCAACAUCUCUUUGUACAUAUAGGAGGCUCAGUCACUUACGCAGAUCCCUUACUAGAGUCAGUAGAUGUUCAGCAAAUCAACGACAAAUUCCCGGAGAAGAAAGGCGGCUUAAAAGAGUUGUACGAGAAAGGACCACGGAACGCGUUCUUCCUCGUCAAGUUCUGGGCAGACCUCAACAGUAACAACUUAGAUGACCCGGCCGCCUUCUACGGCGUCACUAGUGUAUACGAGAGCAACGAGAACAUGACGAUUACGUGCAGUACCAAGGUGUGCUCGUUCGGGAAGCAGGUGGUGGAGAAGGUGGAGACUGAGUACGCCAGGUUCGAGGGCGGCAGGUUCGUGUACCGGAUCCACCGGUCGCCCAUGUGCGAGUACAUGGUGAACUUCAUACACAAGCUGAAACACCUGCCCGAGAAGUACAUGAUGAACAGUGUGCUCGAAAACUUCACCAUACUGCAGGUUGUUUCAAAUCGAGAUACUCAGGAGACCCUACUGUGCGCGGCAUUCGUCUUCGAGGUGUCGAACAGCGAGCACGGAGCUCAACAUCACAUCUACAGACUCGUGAAAGACUGAUCACACACACACACACACACACCUGAACAUUGUUGUGAACGUGUCAGUGACCUGUUGUGAUAUCGUUUGUUCCACUACCAAGGUAUUGCCUACGUUUUGAUUUGAUUGAAUAAAGUUCGGGGCCUUCUUAAUGUUGCUAUGAUUUAUCCAUUUAUUUUAUAAGCCGUGCUAAAAAGAAACAGUUUUAUUAAUUGCGGGCGUUUUUAAUUCAGAAAAUAUGCUGUCGCGUUCAUUGAAAGAAGUAAUAAUGUUAGAAUAGUAUAUUAUCCGUUCGAGUGACGUAUCGUCAUAAAAUCCCGUAUGCUUUGUUCUUCUAUAGAUUAGCAAAUAUUGGUGUAGAGCAGGUUGAUAUGAACCCUGCAGUUGAACAAAGCAUUCAAGAUUUUAUGACGAUACGUCACUCCAACGGUUAUGAUUGAGCUAUGUUGCUCAUUAUACACGUGGGUUGCAGCCCGAGCCGUAGUCGAGGGCGUACAGCAGCCAAGUGUCUACUGAGCAAGUUGCUUACGAGUUUCAUACGCACAUUUUCAAUUCGCUUGCGAGAAAAAAACAAUCAUGUAUUGCAUAAAUCGUGUAAUUAAUUAGAGACACAUUUAUUUAUUACAAAAAUAUAAAUGGAUUUUAAGAGACAUAAAACCUCUUUGUUGUUACAAAAAAAACUGUAAUACCCGGUUAAAUUGAAAAUGCUCUGUUUACUCUCAUAUAAUUUCCAGUUUGAUACUAAAUUAACUUUGUAGGGAUAAUUAUAUUAUCUACUAGUGUGUAAUAUUAUUGUGCACGUGUGUGCUGUAGUUCAGUUUAUGGCCCUAUGCAAGUGUGUUGAAAAUUCAUUUAUUACUCUUUUUCGUAUACAGGACAGGGUUGUGCUAUGUAUAUAUUAUAUGCAUAUUAUCUGAUAUGAUGUGAAAGGGAUAGCAUGCAGCGGCCGCCAAUUGUAAAACUCUUCUUAAUUGGCACGGCUAUAACCCAUAGAUAUUUUUUUGGUAAAAUUUCUACUAAAAUGUGCAAUUUUGUAUAUAUAUAUAUUAAAUAUUCGACAAAGUAGACAAAUAAAAUACAUUAAGAAGCCUCGUUCUGAUCAGUGUUUGUAAACAAAUUAAUAUGAUUCUUAAACGCAGGACGUUUUAAUUACUGUAUUCUUAAAUGGAUGGUAUGUUUGUGAAAUAUUUUAAUUAAAUGUGAUUCGAAAAGCGGACGUUUUUGCUACUGGCAAUAAUAAUUAUAAUUAUAGAAUUCGUGUUAUAUAUAAUAAUAUGUCAAAUGUGAUCUGAGAUUAUGUGAGUAUUUUUAUAUAAAAAAAUAUCUUUACGUGUACGUAGCUCAAUUUUUAAUACUUCAUUUUGUCUUUUUAUAUGUUUGUAUCGCUUAAUUAUUAUUCUUCUCUCCAUUGUUUUUAUACUUUUAUGUUUCACGUCUUAGAUAACGUGUCUAGAUAAUUCUAGAUUUGUAAAGAAAUGUCAAAAUAAAGAUAAUAUACAUACUUAAAGGAAUAUUGAAUACACACAGUGCCUCUAAUAAUUAUGUUAUAUUAACAUAAAUUACUUGAGUGUUUUUAAUCUUUUCACUUUGCCGUUACACAUUGAUGUAACUGACAGUAACAAUAUUUUGAUUAACAGUUAAUUUUAAUACUAAUUUCUUUCAUUUUAAUUUUUUACAAAGAUUUGUACCUUAUUUUCUACUAAAAGAUGAAAUGUAGCUAUUAGAAUUUUAUCUGUUUACGUUUUACUGGUAUAGGACAAUAUAAAUGCAACAAGAGACGUAGGCCGGGUUCCCACUACGCCGGACCGUUAGAUCUGCCGAAACCGGACACCGGAUAAAGUGUUCAUACAUUCACAGUCGACAUUACACUGGAUCCCGGAUAAGAAAAUUAGACAGUCAUGUACUCACAUCAGUUGUGCGCACAAUGGACGACGAAAUUGUUUUAUAGAAGGCAGAAUAAAAUAAAACAUUGUUUACAUCCUAUUUUACGGGAAAGAUUUUCACUUUAAAACAUUUGAGAUUUUUAUCAAAAAAAGCGAGCCGAAUGACGCGAGGAGAGCACGGGUGCGGCGAGCAAGGGACAGAUAACGGCACUAAGUCGUUCACAAUUACCCCGGACGGGAGUUCUUCGUAGUGACAAUACGCUCGGUAAAAAUGCCGGAUUCGGGAUAAUGUGAAUAGCUUUAUAUAAUUUGUAUAGCCACUAAGCCCUUCCGACAGUAUUACCGGCCCGGAGCAGUGGGAACCCGGCCUUAGUAUUUUUGCUGAUUUGUCGAUCUCCUGACAUUGUGACUAGCAGCUGUUCAUGAGUGAAAAGAUUAAAACAGUGUAGCAAAUAUCAUGGAUCAUACUUAGAUUAGUUAAGUGUAGAAAUAGAUCAUGUGUAUAGAAAGUUGUCUACGAAUGUUUUGUUAAACUUACAAACAGAUUAUGAUAUUUCUUGCUUUGAAAGUGUUGACAAUACGAAAUGCACGCGUGGGAGCGAAGCAGCUAAAUGGACGUGAAUUAUAUUAUAAUACAGGAAUCUAUAUGGUUACAUAUUAAAUACUAUUAAUACAUAUGUAUUAAAUACCAUAACGGGGACACGUAUAUAAGUAUAUCGAUCUCAGUUUGAGAAACUUCUCAGAUUUUUUUAUAUCAUUGAGGGACGAGACGAGCGAUGAACGUCGUUCAUGUGAUGGUAAUUGAUACGACCUGCCCAUAACAAUUCAGUGCCCCUUAGGAUUCUUGAACCCAAAAUCUCUGAGCGGCACUACAAUUGCGCUCGUCACCUUGAGACAUGAGAUGUUAAGUCUCAUUUGCCCAGGUAUUCACUAACUACGGCGCCCUUCAGACCGAAACACAAUAAUGUUUGUACUUUACGGCACAAAAAGGCGCCGUUGUGGUAAUUAUUAUGGUGACCACAACGGCGCCUAUUUCUGCCAGCAUCCUGUGCAAAGGAGCCUCCCACUGGUGAAAUUUGACCUUACAAGGAACACAUAAAUAUUAAACUUUCUCAGUAUUUUGUAUUUCUGCGCACCAUUUUUCCUUUUAUUUUAUAUAUUAAUUAUGAAAUUUUAAGUAUCUACAAAAAUUUAUUAAGAGUUUAUAAGUGUUUAUUAUGUAACCCUGUACUUUCUGUGUACAUUGAUAUAUUUAUGUAAAUAAUUAUGUACAGUAAGUUUUGAGUUAUACCUAAUAAAUGAAUUGUUCUUCAGAUCCCAGUAUGAACUUUACUCAAUUUGUAAAUAAAAGGUCAUUUAUACGUCUAUAUAGACUGUGACAACUGUCAAAACUCAGAAAAAUUGAGUUUGACAGUUAACCUCUAUUUUGAAAAAUGCACGUAGACUAACACAAAGUGACAUACAAAUCGCGAGUGUAAGACGUAGCUUGUCACGUACACUAAAGUAAUAAACCUGACCUGUUUUCAUCGGUUGUCUAGCAGAAAGAGGCUCCAUCUAGACGUAUAUAUGAUCUUAAAUUAAAGGUUAAAAAUGAUUAAUUGCUUGCUUGGUAAAAAAAUAAUAUUGAAAUUAUAUUUGGAUUGAGUAACAUAGAUUUCAAUAAUUGAACUCAAAGGUGAAUUUUCAAAUAAUAAUUGUGAAUUGAACACAUCUCAAUAAAUAUUUUAGUUGGCAACACUUUUAAGUGAAAACUUAAUUAUACGCAAAGUUUAGAACGUUAUCAUUUUUAUCUCUUUUUAAAAAUUUCAAGAUUGUUUUUGCUACUUAAGUUUUAAGUGAUGUUUUUUUAUGUCUUUUAUGCCACAGAAAUCUUUGCCAUUUAUAUAUCACUUGACUAAUUGCUUUUUACAUCUCGACUUUAACUGUUGAUUGAGAAUAACUCUUUCUUUGUGAUAAUAUAAAGAGAAAAAAAAUAUGGUUUGUGAGGAAUUGUGUUGUUUACGUAUUGAAGAAAUCAAUGUUUUUAUUAUUAGAUCAUAUAUACGUCUAGAUAGACUGUUACAACUGUGAAAACGACGAAAAAAAUUGAACUUAGAACUAACCUCUAUUUUGAGCAAUUCACGCACACUAACACAAAGUGUCAUACAAAUCGCGAGUGUAAGACGUAGCUUGUCACGCACACUAAAGUAAUAUUCCUCCAUUUUUUGCCCUUUCAUGUUAAAAGAGCUAAUAGUUAUUUCACAGCUUUGUAUGAAUCAUUUGUGUGUCAUUACAGAAUUCAUAAGAACAUUUUUAAUGCAACUCUUUCAUAUACAGUUGUCAUAUUUGAACGAUUUAAGGCAACUUAAAAUGCUAGUGAAAAAUUCAUCUGAAAUCAAUUAAAAGAACUAAGCAAAAUAAAUACUUAUCGAAGUGUAUAAAAAAUUUUUGACGGAAUAUUUGGAACUUGGAUGUACAUCAAUAUAUACUUCAAAAAUUUUUUUGCCUAAAUGAAUAAAUCUUACAUCAUUUAUACGUCUAGACAGACUAUGACAGCUGUGAAAAGUCAAAAAAAAUAAAAGAGGUUGACAGUUCACCUCUAUUUUGUGCAAUACACGCACACUAAAGUAAUAAACCUGUUUUGAUCGUUUAUCAAGAGGCUCUAUCUAAACGUAUAAAUUAUCUAUGGUAUAAGAAAGGGCCAUUAUCUCCUCUCUAUGUUACUCAUUUGUCAUUUCAUCAACGACGACGGGUUAUUUGAUCGUGUGAAGUACAAAAUGGACACGUUGUGACGCGAGUGAAAAAUGGCAAUGAUUUGAUCUCUAUUUUAGUCAAAUAUUGGAAGGUGUUCGCGCCAUACGACAUCGGUAAAAGUGCAUUAAAUAGUUUUAGUUUGAGACGCGCGAUAGGAAAUUAUAAUAAGAGAUUUUUGUAUUUAUUUAAAUAGAUCUAUAUAUUAGGUAAUUUGUAAAGUAGUUGUAAGGUUUGUCUGUAGGACGAUGGCGGCAGUCGAUCGGCAAGUAAGUUAGUACUUAAAGUUUUCGUUUGCUUGUUUCGUUGUGGCGGCGAAGGAUCUGCGAUCUUUGUGAUGUUGUUCAUAUGUACUCAAAUGAGAUUAAGUCUUUUGCUUUUAGCGAUGCGGAGCGUUAGUUACGUGUAAAUAUUAUCUCUAGUGCGUUUUUGGUUGUAGUUAAGCCGGCUUUACACGUACUGUUCUGAAUCAAGAAUUAUUUCUGGACAGUCCGUUUGAAAUAAAUGUCUAUUCUAUGAAAAUGUAAAUAUUAAGAUAUAAAAAAGAAAUGUUUUAUUUCCGAUCUGCUAAAUAUUUUUUUUUGAAAUGAAAAAUAUAAACUUGUUACAAAGUUAUUCCUGAGUAUAACCAAAGAAUAUGCAAAAUUUUGACUAUAUUGCUGACAACACUGUCAAUACAAUGAUUAACAAAUAAACCCGAGAAACCUUAUACAUCUAGAAUAUCUAAUUGUAAACGUUUUGCAUAUUCUUGGUUUAUACUCCGGUAUAACUUUAUCUACUUACUUACUCUACUUUAUAUACCAUGUUUAUUUGUAAGGCCGAUAGUGUUUAGCCCUUAUAAAGUAUUUGUAGCACAGACUUAACAAAGGUGUUAGGGCUGUGCUGGUGCAAAUUGCUUGUGGGUUCAGAAGUUCGUGUCUGUUUAUUCUGAUGCAAUUAGAACAAUCCAGAACCCUGAUUAGAAAGGCGGACGUGUAAGCCGCGCUUAAGUGUAUUUGUUUGCUUGUGCGACAUGUGUUUCAUAUCGACAAUCUGCCAUAUCAAUAUGAAGAAUAUAUAGUCGUGUUCGGAGCGCACCAUUUGCUAUCCAUUUUUUUUUUCGUUGGAUUUUUUCGUUUUUUUUUAUCGAGUCCCUCCUUCGAGCAAAUGGUCGCUCGCAGAACUCUGACAAUUGUACAGUAUUUUAAAGAUAAUAUUACGUUAAAAUUUGUAUGAAAAAUUUAAUUAUAUUGUCUUCUUAAAAUAA